Messenger RNA from Dunckerocampus dactyliophorus (ringed pipefish), 8924 nucleotides. RefSeq names its product nudix (nucleoside diphosphate linked moiety X)-type motif 4a (gene nudt4a). Gene Ontology annotation, biological process: adenosine 5'-(hexahydrogen pentaphosphate) catabolic process; diphosphoinositol polyphosphate metabolic process; diadenosine hexaphosphate catabolic process. Gene Ontology annotation, molecular function: bis(5'-adenosyl)-pentaphosphatase activity; diphosphoinositol-polyphosphate diphosphatase activity; bis(5'-adenosyl)-hexaphosphatase activity. The transcript has 5 exons. The coding region runs from base 6305 to 6829 and encodes 174 amino acids. The record is from RefSeq and is a predicted model, not a curated record. Gene Ontology annotation, cellular component: cytoplasm; nucleus. Lineage: Eukaryota; Metazoa; Chordata; Actinopteri; Syngnathiformes; Syngnathidae.
UUAAGUAAAGUGCACACCUGUUGUUCAGCUCCUGUAAGAGUACAGCAAGUUGUGCAAAAAGUGCUGAAACACUGAACAGUUGGACAUGUUCAUUCAAAAGUUUAGAGGUCAAGUUAAGUUACCCUGUAAAGUUUAUACCGUUGUGCAUUUUAGGUUCAUCGUGAAAUUUCACGUGAAAGCCCAAUACCCCUAACUUUUUCAGAGUACAACUUGUAUUAAAAUUAAAUGAUUCUUUUUUUAUUAUUAUUAAAACAUUUUACAAUGCUGGGCUCUAUUGGCCACGUGGUAAUCUGGCACGAAUAUGUAAAAAAAUAAAUACUGUAUUAACAUAUCCUAUUUAUCCUGUAGUUUAUUUGCAAAAUAUAAGAAAAUGGCAAUAUUUGGGAACGUCAUUGUUCAUCAGUAGGGGGCGACCUUGAGUAAUUUGAGAAAAAAAAUAGACCACGAUAAGCAUUUAGUUUAUUGUCCAAUAUAAAUACAUACAAUAAGUGGUUAGAGCUACUGGAUUUUUUAAAUGGCUACAUAUGCGGACAAAACCACAAAUUUGUCGAUAUCCGCCAAAGAUGUGCAACUGAUGUCAAGUAGACCAUUUGAAGGCAACACAAGAAAAGCCAUUCUAACGCGUGCUUUGCUGUUCGUGGAUCGGCUUAUUUUUACAGGACAGGUGGGCUGACCCACAGCCCUCGGAUCAGCUGGCAACAGCCUGCCGACCUCAGACGUACGUUUGUUGAAUCAAGACGGUUGAGAUCGCUGCUGAACCUUCGUGGCAUGUGGAAAGACCGACCAGAUACAGCCUGAUGUGGAUGAGAAAAAGUCUCGAAAUUCAUGAACUCUAAUGAGAAGACGCUAAAUGGGGAAUGAAGCGUUGUCUGACGAAUGAAACUUACCUUUUUCUACCUUUGCUGCCAUUUCUGCACCGUGGGCAAUUUUAUAUGAUGAAGUUUAAGCCCAACCAGACCAGGACGUACGACGGCGAAGGCUACAAAAGACGAGCGGCGUGUUUGUGUUUUAAAAAUGACGCCGAGGAUGAAGUAAGUCCCGUGUGUGUGCGCAACUGUUUAUUCCAUCUCUCGCCAGCUAGCCGUUAGCAUGUGUUAGAGACUUGACAGGUCAAAUUAAUACGUGGCAGUGGUAAAAGAGUUAGUGUUCUCCUCCUUCCUGAUUUCUUACCAUUUUGCGUGUUUGUCACUCUUUAAUGUUUCAGUUCAUCAAUCAAAUUUAAGGACUAGUCAAUGACAACAUAACUGAACACAAAAUGCAGUAUUAUUGGGGGGGGGGAGGGAAUCCAAACCUACAUGGCCCUGUGUGGAAAAAGGGAUUGCGCCCCUUCCCCAAACAUAACUAUCACACCUGCGUUCAAUUUCUAUAGCCACACCCAGGCCUCAUUACACGCAUACCUGCAAUCAAGAAAUCACAACUGCCUGACAAAGUUAAGUAGACAGCUGCUUUAACCGCCAAUAAACACAUGAAGAGAAGAAGAAUUACAGUAGUAUUUGUGAAGUAGACCAAAAGAUCCUCAACAGCUAGGCAUCAUGCAGAGCUCUAAAGAAAUUCAGGAAUAAAUGUAAACGAAAGUAACUGAGAUCUAUCAGUCUGUGAAAGGUUAUAAAGCCAUUUCUAAAGCUUUGGGAAUCUAGCGAUCUACAGUGAGUUAUCCUCAAAUGGCGAAAAUAUGGAACAGUGAUGAACCUUCCCAGGAGUGGCUGGCCAGCCAAAAUUACGUCCUAAGAACUGCAGGGCACACUUGCCUCAGUUACGGUCAGUGGUCAUGACGCCACCAUAAGAAAGACACUGGGCAGCAAGGGCUUGCAUGGAAGAGUUGCAUGACGAAAACCACUGCUGAACAAAAAAACAUUAAGGCUCGUCUCAAUUUUGCCAGAAAACAUCUUCAUGAUACCAAAGACCUUUGGGAAAAUACUCUGUGGUCUGACAAGACAAAAGUUGAACUUUUUGGAAGGUGUGUGUCCCGUUACAGCAGGCAGAAAAGUACCGCCGCAUUUCAGAAAAAGAACAUCAUACCGACAGUAAAAUAUUGUGGUGGUAGUGUGAUGGUCUGGGGCUGUUUUGCUGCUUCAGGACCUGGAAGACUUGCUGUGAUAAAUGGAACCAUGAAUUCUGCUGUCUGCCCAAAAAUCUUGAAGGAGAAUGUCUGGACAUCUGUUGGUAACCUCAAACUGAAACCAACUUGGGUUCUGCAGCAGGACAAUGAUCCAAAACACACCAGCAAGUCCACCUCUGAAUGGCUGAAGAAAAACAAAAUGAAGACUUUGGAGUGGCCUAGUCAAAGUCCUGACCUGAAUCCUAUUGAGAUGCCUUAAAAAGGCGCCUCAUGCUGGAAAACCCUCCAAUGUGGCCGAAUUACAACAAUUGUGCAAAGAUGAGUGGGCCAAAAUUCCUCCACAGCGCUGUAAGAGACUCAUUGCAAUUUAGGGGAAAUGCUUGAUUGCAGUUGUUGCUGCUAAAACAACACUUUUUCACACUUUUUUUUUAUACAGUCAUGGAAAAAAUGAUUAGACCACCCUUGUUUCUUCAGUUUAUUGAUCCAUUUUAAUGCCUGGUAGAACUAAAGGUACAUUUUUAUUUGGACAAAUAUAAUGAUGAUAACAAAUAUAACUCAUAAGAGUUGAAUUUAAGAGCUGAUAUCUACCAACUUCCAUGGUUUUCUUGAUAAUAACCAAAAUCGCUUAAGUUUUUACAGGAAUAGCUAUAGCAUUGUACUGCCAAAAAAUGUAACUCUUAUGAGAUAUUUUUGUUGUCAUUGUUACGUUUGUCCAAACAAAGCUACCUUUAGUUGUACCAGGCAUUAAAAUGAACAAGAAACUGAAGAAACAAGGGUGGCCUAAUCACUUUUUCCAUGAGUGUACACAAUGUUUUCUUGGGAACAUGCCUAACACAGUUACAUUAAGGAACGUCAGGAAGAAGCAGAACUUAUUAAAAUGCAUGCCAAAAUAAAAAGAGAUGAAAAAUUAAUAAAUACAGGACCAUUAAAGAAAAAAACAUUGCACAUUUAGGCUGGCUUGCAAAAUAAUGAUAUUGUGUUCUUAAGAAGACAUGAACUAGAAGAGUCAGAAUUUCAAAUAGAUUUUUACGGCAUUCAUGAAUGUGUACAUAUGCAGUACAUUUACACAUACUGUACUUCCACACCUCAUGCAUACAUUUCCUUCAAUUAUACACAUACUACUUCCUUGUUCCCCAUCAUGUUUACGUUUAGUCUCGAGCUGGCCUCCGGGCCAGGUCAUUGUAUUACCUGGUAAAAUAAUGGUUACAUUUAAAACAAAACAAAAAAAAAAGUACUAUAUAGAGAGUACUGUGUAUGCAGUAUUUCAACAUCUGUAAAUAGCUUUUGUGGAAGCGAGGAUGUCCUUGUCUGCAAAGUGAACACGUUCCAUCUCAGCAGCGUGAGAGACAUGGUGGUGGGUGUGUAGGGAGGUGUUGAAUGUUACAUAGUGUGCUAAACACCAAGUAACCUAUGAGCUGCAAUUUUUAGAAACAUGGUGCAGGCACUUGCUGUCCCCCUUGCAGAUUUGCUUUCAUGGCCUCUCUGCUGCCAAACCCCACCUCUGUCAUUGCCAGGCACUCUCCAUCGUAUCUCACAUUGAUAUCAAUCACUUGGAUUAUUGUUGAUCGUCGUGCAGGGAGAAGCAACCAUCUUACAUCACUAGGCAUGUUGUUCUAAGCCUUCAUUGAUGCAUACUAUUUUUGCUCUCAUUGCAAGUGUCACAGUUUGUGUGCUAAAGUAUCUGCCCUGUCUGCAUGCCGGGUUGACAGCCGUUUCCCUACAUGCCUGAGAGGUUUUAACCGUACAAACAGACAAAAGAAGUUCAUUAUCACUAAAAAAAUACAGCACAUUUUCAUGAACAUCUUACCUGGUCAGGCAAGAUAGGGCCUUACCACAUCAAUUACGGAUGGAAUGACAUGACCAAUAUUAUCAGGAUAUUUCUGAAAUUAGCUGAAAAUAUAGCCACACAGUGACUUAAAAAAGAUCUCUCUCUGUUUUUGAUGAAAGAUGUGAAUGUUUCUUUAUCGCAAAAUAACUGAGCCAGCACCGUAACACAUGUCCACAUCUGACUCUUUACAUUUGUCGUGGAGUUGGCUCAUGGCUUGAUUGCGCACAGAUAAGCACAAUCGUUAAAUUAUGAAGUAGUAUCACAGUUUAUCACAGUUUGUCUGAAAGCUGAAUGCCAUUUUCAUCCUUAAUAUCUUGCAUGUUAUUUGUCUAGGGCUACAUGCAUGCUGCCGGCACUGAGGAGCUGUGGUUCACUGAGGGAAACAUGAAUUCUAAGCAGAGUAUGGGGGGUAUACGGCAAAAGUGGCUCCACUUUGUGCUCAAGAUGCAAAUCCACAAAACCUAACAGCCACAAUUAGACUUAACUGGUCCCACGACGGUGGCUAUCGACUUACUUUGUCAAGUCUGGUUUUCGGCUUUGUACCGAGUGCGCGUUUACAUGAACGGGGGCGUUUGACGUCAUAUUAUUCUACCUCCGCUGAAAGUGAGGCGAUCCCAGCCAGUCUAUUUUACAAAAAAUGAGUACGUAAUUAUUAUGGAGCGUUAUGAUGAGUUCCCAAAAGAUUAGGACUGCUAAAAGCAACACUGUCUCCGCCAAUACAGCGAGGGAGGACUGCUGGCAUGCCAGCAUGCAGCGUGUGAAUGCACAAGUUAACACUGAUUAUUAUAAAAACUAUACCCUACUAGUCUUUACAUUUAUCAACGCUCAACAUUGCACAACUUUGACAUAUUAACAAUUAUUCAUAAAUACAUUGGAGCAACAACUUUUGUUUUUUAAGACAUAAAUUCAUUACAUAUUUUAAUCUGAUGUAUCUCGUUGUUUCCACUGGAUGGGAGUGUUUUGCGUACGACGUGUUUUGUGGCGACUUUGAUUUUUUUUUUUCCUUUUUAUACAGUAAUAGAACACCUUUGAGAACCUCGUAGGUUCUAAAUGAAUGGUGACGCCACUUCCGAAUUAGUUAAACAGUGAAACAGUAGCACUUUCAUAGCUGAUUUCAAGUUUAAAGCCCGGACAUAACCUGGUCCCGACCAGACUAUGAGCUUAGCCUAAGUUACCAUGGCGAUACAGCUGCUUUAAAAGAGAGCUACCUUCGCUGAACACGCAAGUAUGGCUUUCCGCUCAACGCAGCUCGCUAACCCACUAAACUCACUUCGCAGAAUAGAAUAAUAUGACCCCCUCCCUUUGUGAACUAGGCCGCAUGGCAGUUUUCUAACAUUAUCACAAGCCCAAGCACAUCCACAAGAUAACGCCUUGCUGAGGAAGUUUUAAGGUGAAUGUGAUGUAGUGUCCAAGUAUUUACACUCCAGACCUGAACCCAAUUGAGCACCUAUGGGUCAUCCUCAGACACUUAGGUGCCCACUGACUACUGUUGUAUCCAAGUUUAAUUUCCAUAGUGUUGUGCCGUGGGAAGAUAUAAUAAAAUGGCUGCUGAAAUGUUAGUGAUGUACUCAGUAAUAUGACCUGGACUGUCCCCUCACCCCACCCCCCGAACAUCAUUGCAGGCAAAGAGAUAAGCAUGGCUUCUGUCCGAGCAACAGCUUUAUCAGAACAGAAAAGAAUGUAAUUUUCCAUAGCACCAAAACAUUGGUAGCUUUAAUUGGACAUAUUUGCACCCACCUUUCUGUCCCUUUUGAGUAUGUUGUGGCUGCACGAAAUGAAGGGCAGCCUUUAGCUGGAGUGUGGACUUCACAUGCCCAGUGUGCUUGACAAGCCUGCGCAUGACCUCAGCUCCAGCUUUACGACAUGUCUGCUACAUGCCUUCUCAUUCACUCUCCAUGGUUUUUCAGAAUGGAAUGAACGUUGUUUAAAAUGGGGCGCAGAAAUGAAUGUUUAACAGUUUGUUUUCAUCCACAAUGAAGAAAAGCCUUCAUGAAAGUUCAUUCAUUGCCCUCCAGAAGUAUUGGAACAGUGAGGUCAAUUCCUUUAUUUGUGCUGUAGACUGAAAACAUUUGGGUUUGACAUCAAAAGAUGAAUAUGAGACCAGGGAACAACAUUUCAGCUUUUAUUUUCCAGAUAUAUACAUCCGGAUGGGAUUCACAGUUUAUAUAGCGCCUUGUGUUUGAACGCACCCAUUUUUCAAGUGAGCAAAAGUGUUGGAACAUGUGACUGACAGUGUCUGUUUUGUUGCCCACGUGUGUCCUGUUGUAGUGUUUAUUCGGUCAAUAAAUAACUACUCUCAGUUUCAGAUUGGGUAGCAUAGGUUUUGCCUUUGUAGAUUGCAUUUAGAGGUGAAAACAACAUGAAAACCAGAGAGCUGUCUAUGGGCGAAAAGCAAGCAAUUGUGAAUCUGAGAGAAGAUGGAAAAUCAGAAACAUUGCACAAAUAUUGACCAUAGCCAGUACAACCAUUUGGUGUUACUGGUGAGCAGCAGCCGACAUCCAGACCAGUGGAUUGUUCCGGGGGGAGGAAUGGAACCUGAGGAGGAGCCCUGUGGGGCUGCUGUCAGAGAGGUGUAUGAGGAGGCUGGGGUGAAGGGAAAGCUUGGCAGACUACUUGGGAUUUUUGAGCACAAUCAAGACAGAAAGCACAGGACCUAUGUCUAUAUUCUCAUAGUGACCGAGAUACUGGAAGACUGGGAGGAUGCUGUCAAUAUAGGAAGGAAACGUAAAUGGUUCAAGGUUGACGAAGCCAUCCGGGUGCUCCAGAGCCACAGGCCUGUCCAUGCAGAAUACCUGCACAGAUUCAAGAACACCCGUAAUCCCACCUGCAGUCCAGUGUGUCUCCCAAGUAAUGGGAACACACUGGGCUCCCAAGUGAUGGACAACAACACCCCUCACUAUGCUGUCUGCGCCAAACAAGCCUCAGAUCUCGUCAACCGAUAGAGAGCUCUUGAGGGACUCCAAGAUGGACUCAUCAAAAACACCGUUACCUACAUUACUUGUACAGACUCCUGAGAUUCACUCUAUGGAGUACAAACUCCCCUGACAUUGAUUGGAUACCCAUUUGAAGUGAGCUUGGACAGUGCCAAAAUGUUUUCCAGUAUUAGUUGAUGUUAAUUUUUUUUAUAUUAACCAUCACCCGUUGGCAGAGCAAAUGUGUCCCUUUAAAGCUUUAUGCCUUAUUUUUACAGUGCUGCUACUAAAACGUAAACGGUUAUUUUCAUUAUUUCAUGGUGAGUAAUAUUUGAUUAUCCCCAAAGUGCCUCAGUGACAAAUCUUUACCAUUUGAAAGAUGUUUUGAAGGAGUAGAUGAAUGAAUACUGACUUACUAGGGGCGUAACGGUACGCCAUAAUCACAGUUGGGUAUGUCCCUCAGUUUUAAGGGCAUGGUUUAAUUCAUUUUCAGUACAGUCAGAGAACAAAAUGCAAAAUAUAAAACUGCUUAGCUACCAACUGCUAGCAGUUAAUGCGCCAUUACAUUUAAUUAUCACAUAAAAAUAUACAAUUAAUUGAAAAAAUAUGUAUGAAAAAAUAUAAUACUUUAGAACAUAUUUUUAGGAAAGUGCAAACAAGUGCAACAGUGACAGCUUGAACAAAAUUAUUUUAUCUUUCGAAAGUUAAAGUUAUUAUUGGCUGAAGGGCACCAUUAACAGUUCCAGUAGCCCCACCCCCCAUCUCUGCUGAAUGAUGGCAGUGCACUGCUCUCGUCUUAUCCACUUGUCUUCAUCCGUUUGUGUAUUUCACCAGGAAGGCCAAGUGCUCUCAAACAGGAAAUUGUAACGGCAGAAGAGAGUUUUCAAGCUUUGGCUUUUCCUUGGCAGUAUUGCUAGCCAAACAUUGGGCUGUACCGUAUGUGUUAACAGAGCAGACACAUAACUAUAACUUCAUGAAGUUACACUUCCUGUGCCUCACUCGUGUUGUAUGUGGGAAUGUUCUGUAUGGAAAAAAGUAAUUAUGAAUACAUGUACCCUUACACCCCUAUUACGUACUGCUAGAACUGUAAAGGUGCAGAUGAACUCAUGUAACCUCAUUAGACUGAGUUAAGGGCAAAGUCUAUUGUAAACAUCAUUGCUGCACCUGCAAUUACCACCCAUAAUUCAUUUUGCCUUGAACUUACAGCAGAUGUGACCUAUUUGAUCUUCAAAAGUCUAGAAAAAUGCAUGUUUUUACAAGUCUGAUUCUGAACGACAUCUGACUGGGCGAGAAGGAGGCAUUAGUUUUAUCAGGGUUCCAAUGUGUUGUGUGUAAAAAAGUUUUUCAAUGUGCCUUGAAACUCACAAAACACAUAGUGUUUGUGCAGUGGCAGCUCAUGGGCCACAUGAGCAAUGGCCUAGGGUGGCAUUCUCUGCAAGGAUGGGGGGGGGGAGUUUCAAAAAGUUACUCGAUGCUCAUUUGCUCAUAGUACUGUAAGAGAGGUGGACAUCCUCUACAGGCGGGAUACCGGCGCCUCUACAGUACAGUAUACUGCUCACAUGAAGUAGAUACAACUAGAGAUGCUCAAUUUUGGCUUUCUUACCAAUAUCCGAUAUUUUCCAGCACUGCAUUAGACAGCAGCUCUUUCCUCUAACUACUGUUGUGUAAUGAACACAUUAUGCUUCCUUUACUGUGAUGCCAUUGUAUGCAUUUCACAAACACUUUGCAAUUUAAGAGAAAUACCGCAAUAUGCAAUACAAGUUAAAGAAAAAGUGACAGAACGUUGAGUGUGACUCUGAGUUGUGAUAUUAGAUUAGACACACAUUAGGCACAUAUUACUCAUAACACUGACUUUCUUACAUUUACAGUAUUUAGCAUGCUUAAACAGCAAUUAUUUAUUACAUAGUCCAGGGAUAUAGACCUCUAGUCAUGAACACCUGCAUUGUAGGCAUCAUUUGAAAGGUAAACUGUUUUACUAACAGACACUCUCAGACACUUUAUUUAUUUAUUGACUCUUAUAACCUCUUUGCAAGAAAUCGGAAUAUUUUUCCUAAUGUCCGUGACUUACUCAAUCUGCUGUAUACUUUCAUGCUGUUUAUGAAAAUGUUCAAUGAAAAAUGUUGAC